CUACCUUUUACUGUCUAAAAUAAUACCAAAAAAAAAGAAAAAGAAAAACCUAACACAACACAAUUAGCUCCAAUAUAUCCCAUGUCUCAUUGUCUGUCAUCCAAUUCCAAACUCUCCUCCCCAUGAAAUGCUCUAAGUAAUCACUCAAAGGGCUGUCUCUCUUCUAAAGCUAAUAUCUGAAAUUAAUGGAGAGAAUCUUCUUCUCCAUGUUAAUCUUCCUCUUCCAAUUCUUCUUGCCUUCACAGUCUGCAACAAUCAUGGUGGGUGGCGUUUCACACUGGGAAAACCCUACUGUUCAUGUUGGAGACUCAGUAAUUUUCAAGCAUAAGUAUCAGUACAAGCUCUACAUUUUCCAAAACAAAAAUGCCUUCAUUCUCUGCAAUUUCACCCAAGCUUCCCUUCUUACCAACCCCAACUCCUCCUCCUAUGAGUGGCACCCUUCUCGCACUGGUUUCUUCUACUUUGCUUUCAACAAUGGCACUCUCAAAACAUGCCGAGGCUCUCAAAAGCUCUCCAUAAAAGUCACUCCGGCAGAAAAUGAGAGAACCUCAUCACCGGAAUUGCCUCCAGCAGCGGCUCCGGCACCAACUUCCGGUGGAACAGUGGUGUCAUCUUCAUCUCCAACAUAUCCAUGGCCAUUUCGGCCUCGCCAGGCGGUUUCACCGUCACCAAGUGCCAGCUCACCGGUUGCAGUACCAACACUGGUGCCGGAUAAAGGUGACGAGGGCAUCCCUUUUAUCAACAGUAACCCUGCAGUUCCAUUGCCGACUGGUGAAGUUGAUUCUGCCACUAUUCGACCUUUGCCAACCUCUGAUCAUGGCGGAAAGGCAGUGGUGGGGAUCCUAACAGCUCCAAUGGCUCUAUUUUCCAUGGCUUUCCUAGCUUUGUAAAAAGGGGGGAAAAAGAAUGGUUGCCCAAAUUUGUUGUAAAAUUUAAUAUAUAUAAUUUGUUGUAGAAUUGAAUUAAUUUGAGUGAUUAGAGGAUAAAAUUAGCUUUAAUAUUUAUGAGUAUUAUAGUGAAGGUAUUGUAAUGUGAAAUGGGUAUGUAUGCAUGCACCCCAAAGUUCAGACCCUGCUUUGGCAAUCAUUUGCCACUUUAGGUCUUUUUGUUUUGCCAUGCAA
Messenger RNA from Gossypium arboreum, 1121 nucleotides. Its product is annotated as early nodulin-like protein 2. The coding region runs from base 186 to 890 and encodes 234 amino acids. The record is from RefSeq and is a predicted model, not a curated record. Lineage: Eukaryota; Viridiplantae; Streptophyta; Magnoliopsida; Malvales; Malvaceae. The transcript is spliced from 4 exons.